UAGAAAUAAAUUGAAGUGGGCACAGAGUAUGCCAUAUAUCAUACCAUGAGAAGCCACCUUCAUAUCAUAUCAUCAUCAUCAGCAUCAUUCUAAACCCCCUUUUCUCUUCCUCUUUUUAAUAUCAACCUGUCUUGUGAUUCUUUCUGUGAAAAUUCCAAAUCGAGAUUUCGGAAGAACGCCAUUGUUUUUCCCGAUAUCUCGGAUCACACAUCACUCGCAAUUCUCUUUCUUCCUUCCAUGGCGGCCGGUCCUACAUCAACUACCGCUCCAACAACCGUUCCUCUUCAACCACCACCGCCAAUGCUCGUCUCUGAUUCAUUUGCCAAAGACGCUAUUCUCGCUUGGUUUCACGGCGAGUUUGCUGCUGCCAACGCGAUUAUCGAUGCUCUCUGUUCUCAUCUCUCUCACCUUUCCUCUGCCGCGGAUUACAGCUCUGUUUUCGCGGCUAUUCACCGUCGGAGACUCCAUUGGAUCCAAAUCCUUCAGAUGCAGAAGUAUCACUCCAUUGCUGAUGUCGCUCUUCAGCUUAAAAUUGUCGCGGAGAAGAAAAAUACCGUUGAGGAGGUGGUUAAUGAAAACGACGUCGUCGCGGAGGAGGAGGAACGGAAAACAGAGGAGAAAGUUAUCGACGGUGGUAAUGAACACGAAGAGUAUGAUUCUCCUGAGAGUGAGAUUACUGAUUCAGGGUCUCUAGAAAAUCAAACUAGUUCGAUGAACAGUGAUAUAUGUUCCAAUCAUGAAGAGUGUGAAGGACGUGCUUCACAGUUUAAAUUGACAAAAGGUUUCUCAGCAAAGGAGUCAGUGAAGGGGCAUAUGGUGAAUGUUGUGAAAGGGUUGAAGUUAUAUGAAGACGUUUUCACUGAUUCAGAAUUGUGCAAGCUGUCAGAUUUUGUGGAUGAGAUCCAUACUGCUGGUCAGAACGGAGAACUGUCUGGUGAAACUUUUAUACUAUUCAACAAACAGAUAAAAGGUAACAAGAGAGAGCUGAUUCAGCUGGGUGUUCCAAUAUUUGGACAGAUAAAGGAAGACACAAAAAAUAAUAUAGAGCCAAUUCCAGCACUUCUGCAACGUGUCAUUGAUCACUUUAUUCAAUGGCACUUACUUCCAGAGUACAAAAGACCAAAUGGUUGUAUCAUCAACUUUUUUGAAGAGGGGGAGUAUUCUCAGCCAUUCCUGAAACCACCACAUCUGGAUCAACCUGUGACCACUCUUCUUCUCUCUGAAUCAACCAUGGCUUUUGGGCGUAUCCUUAUGAGUGAAAAUGACGGGAACUACAAGGGACCACUCAUGCUCUCACUGAAGAAGGGGUCGCUUGUAGUGAUGAGAGGAAACAGUGCUGACAUGGCCAGGCAUGUAAUGUGCCCAUCUCCUAACAGAAGGGUGAGCAUCACCUUCUUUAGAGUGAGGCCAGACUCAAAUCAAUGCCAAUCACCAACUCCUGCCAUGACAAGCUCAAUGACUCUGUGGCAACCUGCCAUUGCUAACCCAUAUGCAUUGCCAAAUGGAGCUCUAAGUUGCACCUAUGAGGGUAUGGACAUGAUGAUGCCCAAAUGGGGAAUGCUUCCCGGCCCAGUGAUGAUGCUGACCCCUAUGCGUCCUAUGGCAUUGAAUCCCCGCAAACUUGCUGGUGGUGGUACUGGAGUCUUCUUGCCCUGGAAUGUUCCGUCCAGAAAACCUGCAAAGCAUCUUCCACCACGGGCACAAAAGGGAAGGCUUCUAGCAUUGCCUUCUCCCGUUGAACCACACAUUGGAGAGUCCACUUCUGAACCUAGCAUUUGUGUUGAAGGAUGAGAACAAAUUUGGUUUUGAAGCAGCCUUGGGUUCAAAGACAUGUGAAACAUGAUAGGUGGCUUUCAGCCCCAGUUAUUUGCUCUGCACCCUGGAGCUUUCAUUUUGUUGUACAAACAGGGUCCCACCCCAGGAGCUGCUGCAAAAGUUUGGUUCUUUUUUACUUCUCUUUUUUCACACCCUUUCUUCCACUUUUCCCCCUCCUGAAUAGAGUAGUUUCUGGUGGAGUUCACAGCGGUUUUUUUAUGUUUGUCAAGGUAAGAGCUUUAGUAGAAUAGUCGAGCUUUAAAAAUUGAAGAGUGUGAAUUAUCUCUGAUAUAUCAGUUUGUAAGAAUGAUAUUUUAAGUUAACCAUCUUCUUAGGCGAAUCAAAUCGUCAUUGGGAUGCUUAGUUAUUUAUUUAUGAUUCUAUUUGAUAUGUUAUAUUUCAAGUUCA
Lathyrus oleraceus (garden pea) is the source of this 2223-nucleotide messenger RNA. Its product is annotated as RNA demethylase ALKBH10B. The coding region runs from base 238 to 1791 and encodes 517 amino acids. Gene Ontology annotation, biological process: mRNA catabolic process. The record is from RefSeq and is a predicted model, not a curated record. The transcript is spliced from 7 exons. Gene Ontology annotation, molecular function: demethylase activity; mRNA binding. Lineage: Eukaryota; Viridiplantae; Streptophyta; Magnoliopsida; Fabales; Fabaceae.